CAUUUUCUCCCGUUUUUGCCAAAUCUCAUCGCACCAAUUCCCCUUUCUGUUGGGGACUGACUCAUCUCAUCAAUUUCACAGCAAUGGCGUUUUUGAUUUCACGGAAGGUCAUCAACAAUUUGUUGACAUCUUCUCGAUCAUCUUCUCUUUGUUUACCAUCACUCUCUUCCCCCACAAUUUCAAAACCCUCCGCUUAUUUCUAUCUUCUUCAUGUUUCAUCUUCUUCAACCCCUUCACACCCCACUCGGAAACCCCAAAUUCUUGACCCCAACUUCAUAAGAUUGGCUCCAUUCUCCACUUUCAGGCCAAGCAAACCGACAUUUUCACCGGCCAAUGACGACCGUGAAACCCCAUACUCCGGCCAAAUCCCUAAUUCGAUCCACUCUUCAUUACUGGAGAACGAGCUUCGAGACUCGCUCAGAAAAUCGAUAGAGAACAUCAGGGGCUUGAAAAAUGCAUUGACAGUUCUGGGUUUGGUUCAUACAGGCAUAGGAGCCUGGAUCGUUGGCUCCAUUCCAUUUUACCCAAGCUUUUUAACACAGGGCUUUCUGGCAUCUGCAGUCCCACUCUUUCUGGCUAGCAGGAUGAAACGAAGUUUGCAGAUAAUAGGCUAUUUGAACAUGAAAACAAAUGAUGGUUCAAGUGGGUAUCUGUUAUUAUAUGCCCGAAGAUCUUCUAAUGAUCCCAAGGAUUAAGAUUUCUACAAUCACCAUGACUUUACUUCCAGCAUUAUGUGGGUUUCAGCUGUAUCGAAUGACAUCAGCGUGCUAUAAGUUGUCAAGCUGGCAUCUGGAAAGAAAAGUUGAUGGUAUGCUUCAAAGUUCGAAUUUGAUGGAGAGACGAGAGGUUUUGAAGGUCAUGAAUGUUUGCCUGCUUCGAUGGAAAAAUGCCUCCUAUUUGGCUGCAGGUUUAUCUUGUUCAUGGUUACUUUAUGUGUAUUUGCAUAGCUAUGGAAUUCUUACAUUUUAUGCCUUUGAAUGAGAAGCUGUUAUGUGAAAAUAAUCUUAGUUCUGGCAGUUCAGAAUUCAUUCUGGCAAGGGGAAAAAAAAGUUCAGAAGUUAGUUUAAGGAUAUAAAUCAGGUUUUUUGCCUAACACCUCUGUUCUAUAAAUAUAGGUGUAA
Messenger RNA from Neltuma alba, 1121 nucleotides. RefSeq lists its product as uncharacterized. The record is from RefSeq and is a predicted model, not a curated record. Lineage: Eukaryota; Viridiplantae; Streptophyta; Magnoliopsida; Fabales; Fabaceae. The coding region runs from base 84 to 695 and encodes 203 amino acids. The transcript is spliced from 2 exons.